Molecule: messenger RNA, 954 nt
Organism: Physella acuta
Lineage: Eukaryota; Metazoa; Mollusca; Gastropoda; Physidae
Product: cysteinyl leukotriene receptor 1-like
Biological process (GO): G protein-coupled receptor signaling pathway
Cellular component (GO): plasma membrane
Molecular function (GO): G protein-coupled receptor activity
Source: RefSeq, a predicted model, not a curated record
AUGGAGUGCAACGUGUCUACAAAUUCUAACGUGUCUAGAAACUACACAGAGGAGGAAAGAACGUGUUAUCUAGCACAUCUCCAACUCAACUCCACCUACACCAUGAUACCCGCCAUUAUUUUUCUGGGUGUCCUCUGCUUCGUUGGAAUCAUCGGUAAUUCCAUCGUCCUCUUUGUUUACUCACAGAGGUUCAGGAGUACAGCCUCUGGUACCUUCAUCAUGGCGAUAGCUGUCUUUGACUUGUUGACUAACAUAAUUCUCAUUCCAGGAGACAUACACGCCAUGUUUCACCAUUGGGACUUUGUCAUGGUAUACCCAUGCAAGCUACGUCUUUAUGGACAUGCAGUGACCCAUGGUGCAUCGUCUUUUUUCUUGGUGGCCUUGGCAGUGACCAGGUACAGAAAAAUUUGCAAGCCUUUUAGUAGUCAAGUGAGCGUAAAACAAGCGAGACUUUCUUGUAUUGGGCUCUGGAUUUUAGCAAUGCCUCCGACUAGAAGCCCCGAUGGCAUGACAAUUAAUCAAAGCUCAACUAGAAACAAGGCGCUCUCUAGAAGCUGUGACUAUGUUGAUCGUGUUCCUUCUGCAGAUAAAUCCUCAUGGGCGCAAAUGAACUACCCAUCCAUAUUAAAGAACCAAAACAUAUACAGAAAAAUACAGGACUCUAGUCUUCAACAACGUUCCCAACUUGAUAGUGAAUUUGCUCUCAAGUUCAGAAUGCUACCUGUGUUGGCUUUUGUGGCCAUGAACACACGAGUUAUGCCUUUAAAAAAUUAUCGGAAAUUUUCCCCCUUGAAGCAAUGCCGCUUGCAGACUGUUUCAAGGACUACUAUAUUGGCAGACCACAACGUAGACGUCGGAGACAACCUAUUUCCAGUUGAUAUGUGGAACAUGCAGACACGUGUUGAAGACCAUAUGCCAAAAUUAAACAACUCAUUUGAAGGCUGGCCAUUGUAG